AUGGACAGUUUCAGUCUGAUUCGGGAUCUGUCGGCGAGAGCACGUGUGGAAAAGUGAGUGAACCCCAUAACGGCCUAGCUGUUGUACUUUUGAAAGUGUCACCAUGUGACGCCACGCGCGCGCCCCCUUAGAAUGUUGCAUUUGGCCCUCGGAGCAGUUAACCGGCGCUUUUGAUCACCGCUUUUUUUUUUGUUUUUUUUUUCAACGAAUCUCGCUAGCUGAAAGAUGAAGAAACAUUAAAAUCGGCGUGUGUGAAGUGUUUACAUAGAGGGUCAUUAUGUGUUUAUCUCGUGUGGAAGUAGAAUCUAGCAGUGUAAACUUGGAAUGAAAUAAUCCCAAAGGUUUCGGUUCAUUUGCCUAGUAAGUAGCCCCGAAAAUGUGUAGCGGACAAGUUCAACUAGUGAUUUCAAAUAUUAACAGCGGUCAGCCGGUCCUGUCGGUCGGCAGGACCCAGAAAUGGGACAGUGAUGUGUAAAUAUUGCCGUUAGUGUUGCUUUAGGGAUGGUGCGCUAUCGGUAAGCCAACCAAAAAGAACGGAUAUGUUUGAAAGGAAGUGCUGAGGGUCGCAAAAACGUGUGCUGCAGCCUCCGGUCGUGGUUGCUUCGGCAGUGGCUUUGAAUGUAUAUGAAUGUUUGAUAUUGGCAAAGAAAAGUUUAUUUCAUGCGGUGGUAAUUUUAGAACGAUGUUUUCUUUCGAAGCUUGAAAAGGAUUUACAGAAUGCUGGUUCGACUCAUGGUUGAAAAACCGAACGAGAAGGGAAUGGGAAGUGAAACCCAAUCUUCUUCACUACUGAGACUAUCCAUUUUGACACCUCGCGCUGAGCCGCGGAUAAUCAUAAUUAUUCUUCCGAGCUUUAGAGUGUCUGCAAAUUGGCUUCGUGCGCUUCAUCCGAUGGUUUAUUUAUGAACGCUGCUUUCUGUGUGAGUGCUUCCGCUAAAGUGAAACGCGGAUGGGGUGACGAAAAUUAACGACCACCAACCAACGGGGAGAAUUUGGAAUCGUUCGCACCGAGUUAACGUAGAUCUCGUAUCUCUGGUUUCAACCGUGGUGCGUACAGUUCAGUUCGAACAGGCGAAAUAAAGAUAACAUUCCUGCGGACCACCACUCCGGGUUUCGGCAACCCACGACGGCAAAAGGAAAAGAAUGUGUCACUUUCAUGUCCGCAGUCAGGAAACGGAGCUGGCGAGAAGGAAUAACCAAAGCUAAGCGGCCAAGAAACGCUAGGAAGCUACAUCUCUCCAAAGGUUCGUUCGUCGGUUCAUUCAUCCGCUUCCCGUUCCCGUGUUUGGAAGUGCGAGGUGGUGAGUGGUUGUGUGACCGGGGUGCGUUUCUGUUGCUGUUGCAGUAUUUGUCGCCUCGGAAUGGGAACCAUCCGCUUUUAUUACCCGACCUUCACCAGUCACCGUAUCACCACGUCGCCGUCACCAUACGCCCCGAUAGAUUCGUUCGUGCCUGAGCAUACCGAGGCCAACCCUUGGGGAUUUUGAUCCUGACACGAUUCGAGGUUCGCUCGGCCAAAAAAGGAACAUUACCAUCGUCGUUGCGUGUCAUGCAUUUUCGGGGAGGCAUAAUGUGAUUGGAAUUGUGUUGGGCCAUCCCUCUCGGAUGAGCAAUCCUAUUUCGGGUUGAUAAACGAGUUAGACAUGUGCGGAAAAAUGGUGCUGAAUGAGUGUUGAUUAAAUUAAAAAAAGGGACGAAUAGCUGCAAACAACCAAGCGUUUCCUUCGUACCGAAACUCUGUCAUCAAUUAUUCCGAAGGAGACGGAUGGUGGUUUUCACGUGCUAACGUUUGCUGCGUGUUUCAGGACAACCCCAGCCGUUUGUGAACGGAACGACAUUCCGACUUCGUUGAACAGCUUAUUUCGGGACCUCGCAUUAAGCGGAAGAACAACGGCAAAAGUGCAAGUAAAGUAAAUCAAGCCGCCGGGUAGAAGGCCAAAAAUGUAAUAAAGUUAAAGCAAAGACCCGCCGUAAAGUGAACAGAAAAGUGCCAAUGUGAUAUUGUUUCUAGCCUGUUGGAGCCAGACGAGGCAGAGCUCACGCGAAGGGCUCGUUGAAAGUGAAUUAAGAAGCAUAUAGUGAGAAAAAAAAUAUUUGUUCGAUAUUCGAGCCGGAGCUCGAACUUUUGCGGGAGGGGACGCAGUGUUAAAGUGCGGAAAAAUCCAAAUUCCUGACGCCAGCAGUCAGCAGCAGCAAAUUCACCGAAAGAAGGCACACUACUUAUAGUGAGUUCGCUUCCGGAAAGGCAGUGCCACUAGCAUGAGAAAAAAGAAACGGAUGAAACUGGCGCGAAAUGUUCGAAGCCAUGAUGAGAAAGAAGACGAUGUGGUGCUCAAUGCUCGGCCAUAAACCAUGCUGUUCGCUGUUAGUGUAAGAUGAUUUUUUGUGCGAUAGGAAAAACGUGGCCCAAGUGCAGAGCAAGUGUUGACACGCCCCGGUAAGCCUCCAGAGCGGCGGAAUAAAUUCCAGUCCAAAGCGCCAACACACCGACAAGUUUCACCGGCGUGUCCUCAGCAGCGCCUGCCGGAUGCGGAUGUAAUACUCCUCGCGCAGUGGGCGAACACUGGGCGAACGAUUCGCUCGGUUUGCAGCCAGAGCCGAGGACAAAACCGAAUGCAAUAAUUUGUGAGGAAGAUGAGUGAAGAAAUGUGUAAAUAGCUGUGGAAUGGAAAUUCACUUGCGGAAAAUUAGGUUUCAUUGAAACGAGAAAGACUUUCACCGUGAUGAUAAAAGCGACUUUGCGUAUUAAACUGCACCACCCUGUCAGCAUGAGUUGGCUGACGAAAAUGAGCUGAGAGCUAGCCAUCAUACCCUAGAUAGUGAUCAUUUUGUUAGAUAGACGAGCCGGUGUAAACCGUCAAGACAGCCCUCCCUGCGAUACAACAGUAUCAUUACAAUUCCUAUCAAAAUGAACAACAUGGAUUCCGACCACCGAGUGGUGCUAAAUGUCGGUGGCAUCCGUCACGAGACAUACAAGGCGACACUGAAGAAAAUUCCAGCGACUCGGCUGUCCCGGCUGACCGAGGCGCUGGCCAAUUACGAUCCCAUCCUCAACGAGUAUUUCUUCGACCGACAUCCGGGUGUGUUCGCACAGGUGCUCAACUACUACAGAACCGGCAAGCUGCACUACCCAACGGAUGUCUGCGGUCCGCUGUUCGAGGAAGAGUUGGAAUUCUGGGGCCUCGACUCGAACCAGGUGGAACCGUGCUGCUGGAUGACGUAUACUCAGCAUCGGGACACCCAGGAAACGCUGGCGGUUCUCGAGCGGUUGGAUCUGGACACCGAGAAGCCCACAGAGGAAGAGUUGGCCCGGAAGUUUGGCUACGAGGAUGAUUACUGCAAGGGAACGGUUUCCUGGUGGCAGCACAUGAAGCCCCAGAUCUGGGCACUGUUUGACGAACCGUACAGCUCGUAUGCUGCCAAGAUAAUUGGGGUGAUAUCGGUGUUCUUCAUCUGCGUGUCGAUCCUGUCGUUCUGUCUGAAAACCCAUCCGGAUAUGCGCGUGCCGGUGAUACGGAACGUGACGGUCCGAACGGCGAACGGAAGUACAUCCUGGGUGCUGGACAAAAGUCACACCAAUGCGCACGUUGCCUUUUUCUACAUCGAAUGUGUGUGUAAUGCUUGGUUCACGCUAGAAAUUAUGGUUCGGUUCAUUUCAUCGCCGCACAAGUGCGAGUUUAUCACUUCAUCUGUAAAUAUUAUCGACUACAUCGCAACACUCAGCUUCUACGUGGAUUUGGUGCUGCAGAAGUUCGCCUCACAUCUCGAAAACGCCGACAUCCUGGAGUUCUUCUCCAUCAUUCGCAUCAUGCGACUGUUCAAACUGACACGGCACUCGUCCGGGCUGAAAAUCCUGAUCCAGACAUUUCGCGCCUCGGCCAAGGAGCUAACGUUGCUCGUGUUUUUUCUCGUGUUAGGUAUAGUCAUAUUCGCCAGCUUAGUGUACUAUGCGGAACGGAUCCAGGCAAAUCCGCACAACGACUUCAACAGCAUCCCCUUGGGGCUGUGGUGGGCCCUGGUCACGAUGACCACUGUGGGCUACGGUGACAUGGCACCAAAAACCUACAUCGGGAUGUUCGUGGGAGCGUUGUGUGCAUUGGCUGGCGUGCUGACGAUUGCCCUUCCGGUGCCGGUCAUCGUGAGCAACUUUGCCAUGUACUACUCGCACACGCAGGCGAGAGCUAAGCUGCCCAAAAAGCGCAGACGAGUGCUGCCUGUCGAACAGCUGCGGGCCCCAAGAGUGGCAGGACAACCGGGAGGCAUGGGAAUGCCAGGCUCGGGUCAAAUGGCUCGUCGCACGAACCAGGCGAAAACGAAGGAUCUCGGCCCCAAAAUAGGUCCCAUCGGGGCGAGCAUCGUGGCCAUGUGUCCCAAAAACGUCGGUCUGCACACAAAUCCUGCCCUGGCCAUGUGCAAGCCAACGUUCGACGUUCGUCCUCCGGCGAUCAUAACGGCCGGCACCAACAGCACCAUGGCAAACUCCGGGGGUCCACAGAUACUCCUGCCACGUGACGCCAGCGGAAAGCUGAACAACAAUAACAACAACAGCAGCACUGUCAACGCGAAUGGUAACGCUGCCCUUAACACCGUUACCGCGAACAACACCAACUCAUAGGAAAGUGCACAUGAUCUGUGAGGAAGCCAACAGAAAAAAAAUGUAUUUUACGCUAGAUAGCUAAGUCUAAACUGGAUGUGUAGAUUUUUAACGCUUAGCUUUUUACAAUGGAGACGUUGUCGUUAGCUUUCUGUAAAUAUAAAUAGUUGUAAAUAUUUUUAAAAACUUUAAUCUCUGCAUCAUGUUUUCACUUCGCUGAACCAGUUUGUAUGCGCAGAAUAAAACAAUGAAUCAUCGAAUACAUGGUUUACUGAAAACCUGAAAACCUAACCGAACUCGCUACUCACAACAAAAACAUAUUCUUAUGGCAGCUCAAUUAGAGUUUAAUCAAACAAAUAAUCGUUAUUCUGUUCGGGUCCAUGGAAAGGCCGGAAGCCCAACUCAAGACCUAACCUAAUUGCCACUGACUUCGUACGUUCGCUUUGAAGACAAAAGUACAAAACAUUCAUCCACCAAAUGAGUCUAUCCGAUCAGAACACGGCUUUCAUUCCCAGGUUUCCCAUUGAAUCAUUAAUUUUUACGGGUCUAGUAGAUUACUCCGGGUACCGGUUUCGCGAGGCGCAUAUCACAUCCACACACACAUAUGAAAAGGACCAAAACAGUCGGACUUUGUAUUUCUGAUAUUUUUACUAGCUAAGAUUAGGCGGUGGAAACCCAGCAGCUUGUGUGCGCGAUUCUCCAUAGGGGAAAAACUUUGGUUUGUACAUUGGACGUUAUUUUGAAACACAUCGUUUUCGAAAAUCGAAGAAAAAAGCAUUCAAUGUGAUAUAAGUAGAAUAACUGAGCAAAACGAAAGCUAUGUUGUUUGGAUCAACAAUAACAACAAAAUAUCAGCACUCUGAACAAAGUUAAAGCUAAGAGAAUAAAGCAGCAAAACAACAAACACAAGUUUGUUCUUCAAAUUUUAACGUGUUAGUCCAGAAUAAAAAGCUAUCGCAGAAGUAAAUGGAAAUAAACGAACGAGGAGAGAUGAUAUACUUACACUAGCUUAAGUGCUUCACAGCGUAAUAUUUCUUGAUCUGAUGGUAUGAGAAUCAAAACGGAGAGAUUCAGGUCAACCGAUUGCACCGUUUGAUAAUUUUUCCAGUUAAAAAUAAACCACUUUUAUUUUGAAAAGUCUA
Messenger RNA from Toxorhynchites rutilus septentrionalis, 5736 nucleotides. Its product is annotated as potassium voltage-gated channel protein Shaw-like. Gene Ontology annotation, biological process: protein homooligomerization; potassium ion transmembrane transport. Bases 2909 to 4615 code for a protein of 568 amino acids. NCBI's taxonomy places the organism in Eukaryota, Metazoa, Arthropoda, Insecta, Diptera, Culicidae. Gene Ontology annotation, molecular function: delayed rectifier potassium channel activity; protein binding. The transcript is spliced from 10 exons. Gene Ontology annotation, cellular component: neuronal cell body membrane; voltage-gated potassium channel complex; dendrite membrane. The record is from RefSeq and is a predicted model, not a curated record.